Messenger RNA from Hermetia illucens (black soldier fly), 2009 nucleotides. Its product is annotated as death-associated inhibitor of apoptosis 1-like. Gene Ontology annotation, biological process: negative regulation of apoptotic process; positive regulation of protein ubiquitination; regulation of cell cycle. The record is from RefSeq and is a predicted model, not a curated record. Gene Ontology annotation, molecular function: ubiquitin protein ligase activity; cysteine-type endopeptidase inhibitor activity involved in apoptotic process. NCBI's taxonomy places the organism in Eukaryota, Metazoa, Arthropoda, Insecta, Diptera, Stratiomyidae. Bases 16 to 1554 code for a protein of 512 amino acids. The transcript has 2 exons. Gene Ontology annotation, cellular component: nucleus; cytoplasm.
GUAGUACACACGAAUAUGAAACGCGACUGCCGUGCCAUGACGGCACCGCGUAUUCGAGGUUGGAUCGUGCGCAGUCGGCCGUCGUGGUUGGAUUUCUGUGACAAAAGUGAGACUCGUCGUUCGUGUUCCCGAGAGCCGAGUGUGAAGUUCGAGUUUUCCCAUUCUGUGUUUUCCACACGAUUUUCUCGUUGUAGAGAAAGUUUACGCGUAAAGUUGACUGAUUUCCUUGUUAAAGUUUCAUCGCAGCCAAUUCCUGGAAAAGUGUCGCGUAUGAACGAAAAUGGAUUUAUAGGAGCUGAGCGAGCGGAGCCCGAGAAUCCAAGCCAAAGAUAUCUGACAUCCAUCAAGCAAUACAUACAACGCUCGUUGAACAUCAUCUGUACAUUCAUUUGUCCUACUCCGUUAACCAGUUAUUUAAAUCAAUCGAAAAUGUUGACACAGGAAUUGCCUCGUCUGGAAAUUUUUCGCGAUGUCACCGACAAUAAAACGGCGGACACUUCGCCACCAAUUUCAUACAAGAGCUUAGAAAUGCCUUUAUCGUCAACUUUAUUAAAUGCUGAAACGGAACGUAUCAAGACAUUCGAAGGACGAUGGCCUCUAUCAUGGAUGGAUAUGAAUCUACUGGCGCAAACUGGAAUGUACUACACGGGCACAGAUGAUACAGUUAAAUGUAAUUUUUGUGGUGUCGAAAUCGGCCGCUGGGAGGAGACGGAUCAUCCGGUCACUGAACAUAUGCGGUGGUCGCCGAACUGUCCGUUGAUGCGAAGACGACCUACAGCAAACAUUCCAUUAGAUGAAGUUGUACUAGAUAGGAUCCUCCCACCUGCCACAUAUGAUGUUUGCGGUGGAACUGAAGUUUUAGAUAUCAGACCCCAAGCUUACCCCGAAGAUUCAAUCAUGCAACCGAUCCGAUUCCCAGAUCAUCCUGAAUAUGCUAUUGAGACUGCACGCCUCCGAUCGUUUGCAGAGUGGCCCAGGACAAUGAAACAAAAACCAGAACAAUUGGCGGACGCUGGCUUCUUCUACACGGGCAUUGGCGAUCGAGUGAAAUGUUUUAGCUGUGGCGGUGGACUAAAGGAUUGGGAUGAAUCCGAUGAUCCAUGGGAGCAACAUGCUUUGUGGCUGGGCAAUUGUCAUUUCUUGAAAUUGAAUAAAACUCAAAAGUAUAUCGAUUCCGUUAUUGCCAAAUUCAAAUCGAGUAAGGAAAGCGAAACGAAAAACGAAGGUAGCAAUACAUCGAAUACGAGUGGUGUGUCGAGCGAUGAGGAACAUUCGUCGCAAGAAUUAGAAGCAGCUAAGGAUGAUGAAUUGAAUUCCAUCGAAUCAGAACGAAAAGGAGGAAGUUUCGAAUUGCACGACAAAUGCCGUCAUAGCCAUAAGAAAAAGGCAAUUCCAGAUGAGAAAGUUUGUAAGAUAUGCUACGUGAACGAAUACAACACUGCAUUUUUGCCAUGCGGUCAUGUAGUUGCUUGUGUAAAGUGUGCAUCCUCCGUUACAAAGUGUCCAAUGUGUCGGCAACCUUUUUCGAACGUUAUGCGAGUGUAUUUUUCUUAAUUCAAAAAUGGAAGUUGAAAUAUCGGCAGCGAAAUAUCUAUGUAAAGCCGGAAUAUUAUCUGCAGCAACAUUUAAAAUUUGUGCGAACAUUUAAAUUCCAACAAACUAUAAAGUUUCAAAAAACCUUGUCGUUGCUUUCAGUGUUUUGUAUUAUAAUUAUUAUAAACAUCGCAUUAAGCAUUCGUAAUAAGAACAAUAGAUUUUUAUUAAUAAAACUCUGCACUAGGAUAUAGCGCCCGUACUUGGUAUUAGAAAGAAUUGACAAUCUUAAUUCCAUCUACUAAUGUCGAAAGCCUUCUGGGUUAUAUAUAAUAUAUUAUUUCACAGAGGACGGUUAUAUAGAAAUUGGAUAUCGGGUACGGGCGCGGAAAAGUUUGUAGAAAUUAACGAUAGGCAGUAUUUAUUACACAAAUAUGAAUUGAGAAAAAACUUUAAUAAACAAAAUUUCAUGAAAA